Messenger RNA from Glossina fuscipes, 2109 nucleotides. RefSeq lists its product as uncharacterized. Lineage: Eukaryota; Metazoa; Arthropoda; Insecta; Diptera; Glossinidae. The transcript is spliced from 3 exons. The coding region runs from base 1147 to 1569 and encodes 140 amino acids. The record is from RefSeq and is a predicted model, not a curated record.
CAAGUAAGCGUAAAAAUUGGUUUUAAUGGCGAGCGCAAACACAAAUGCAGAACCGACCAAGGCCACUAAAGUGUUUCUAGUAUGGCGCUAAUCCACCCACGCAUCAUAUUUUAAUAUUGAACACACAUAUUCAUGGUGUGUAACUCACAUAUAUAUGUCUCACAAAACUUAGCAACUGUGCUCGUUACAAUAUUCUUCGCCCUUGCCCGCUUUUAUAACGUUUGCUUUCACAUCGGAAGUCGCGAUCUAAAGCAUAAUUAUUUUUAUUACUGACAUAUUCCAUCUUAUAAUAUAUUUUCGUUUUUUGUGUGUUGUUGAAUAAUAUCAAACAAACGAUAUCAAUAUUCUUCGGUAGAUGAAGCAUCUGUUACAACGAUGGAGGAAAAUGACAACGAAAAACCAUGUUAUCAAAAUAACAGCUAAUUUAGCAUUGGUAUGUGUUUCAAAUCCCACACGCAGAUGUGAACAUUGAAUUCUAGGGAUCUUUUUAUCUAAAAAAAUUUGUAUUCCAUUUAGAAGAAAAUCAGAGUCUGACAGAUAUAAAUUUACAAAGAAAACUCCUUUAUUCCUAAACUAUUUACUUGAAAUGUAAAUCCACGUGUAUAAGGUGCAUUGAUCACCACAGAGUACUUUCUUGCAUUAAUCAAUUCAUCAUUAUCUAUCUCUUAACGUUAUGUGCAGGCACCACGUGAAAAUCAAUAUCAUUUGUUAAUUUCAAAAAGUCUACAGGAACUUUUACUGCAAUCAGAAUACAGCACAAUUUAGAUUCUAAAUUUAAUUUAAUAUCCUAUUCACUAGCACAAAAAUUCAAUUUGAUACGAAGCACUGCUAAUCCAAAUAUUGUCUUAGGCACUGCUGUUAUUAGGAUUCUUCAAAAUUGCGAACAGCUUUGCAAAGUUGAAUUUUAGCGUUGAAUGUGAGUCUUAUUCGCAUAUGUUCCCUCUAAUCUUUUUACAUUCUACUCGCCGUUCUUACUUAUUUCGACCGUUUUAAACAGUUUUAUUUUUCAUCUUAUUUAUUUUACUAGCUUGUAAAGUUCUCGCAUACGUUUUAAAGAUUUUUUUUUACAUUAAAAAUUAAAUUAAAAUUGGAUAGUUUGCAAAGCGAUAUAAACGCAAUAGAACCAAGACUAAAAGGUGAAAUAAUAUGCUUUCUUUUACUAAAUAUCGCUUAUGUUUUCUAGCAGGAUGUUAUGCGGCUGGAGGCAGUUUUUUCGGUAAAAUGCCCAGUAUGCCCAGUGUCUUAACCAAACAAAGCAUUUUUGAUACAUUAUUACCUAUAGUGGGAGAGAAGUACAGUUAUUAUUGUGGAAUUUGUCUAAUUCAUUUUGCACCAUUUCUUCUGAUGAUUCUUUGUAAUUUAUUAAAUUGGUAUUAUUAUAUAAAAGCUUUGCAAAUUAGUGAGCAAACUUUAUUUACCACCGUGUUGACAACUGCUAUCAAUUAUAUAAUAACGUUCGUAUUGGGUGUUUUCGUUUACCAAGAGCCCAUAACGUCUCUGUCAAUUCUAGGGGCUAGUAUUAUAUUGCUUGGCUUGUGGUUUUUAUGCGAUGAAAGACAUGAAAAAUAAUAAUAAAAAUAAAGGAUAAAUGAAGGAUGAAUGCAUGAAUUAUGAAUUUAACAUUGGAAUCGAUUACCAACAAAGUAAUAGCAAAUUUAGAUAGAAGCAGUAUUAAUGUUUUAUAAACAAAUACCAAUAUUGAUUGUAAAUUCUCGCCGCAUACAGAGUUGAGGUUACUGUAGUUAAACGGAAUGCAAAAUUUUUAUUUUCAUAGUCAUAGAGUGGCCUGUUUUCCAAUUUCUUACCAUAUCUUGUCAUUCGAUUGUACAUAUUUAAUUAAUUAGGAACAAUAUCGAAUUGAAAAAGGCCUUUAAAUCUUGACUGCACUUUCACAUAUACAUUUAAAAAGACAUUAUAAAGAAAUAUUCGCAUCUAGCUAAACUCAUUUAUUUAACUGCUUACAGUAAGCUUGCCUCCUAUCCGGCAUGGAAAAAUAUAUGCAAGACUCGCAUCAUGUAUUUUCUAAUUUAUUGCAAACUUGUAAUAUUAAGAAUUGCCUUUUAUGUGUAGAUUUCUGCACUUUUGCGAUUUUUAUUAAAAAUUAUGAUA